AUGACGAAGGCCCGCAUCGCGCGGCAGAGCCGCGCCUGCGCCCAGAGUGCAGCGGGAGCCUGGCUUGCUGCGGUGAAGGGAGCUCGAACGAGGCGGCUGCGCCUCAGCCUCCGUGCCUGGAGCUGCGAGAUCAGCUCAAGGAGGUGGCUAAGGUCCUCCCUCCGGCAGUGGCAGCUCUUCUGGACGAGCUCCAGGAAGACUCGCCUCUCCUGCCUGCUGCGCCGAUGGCGGUUCCUGGCAAAGGCUCGCGGAGCCAGCAGGCAAGUCGUGGCAGGGCUGCUGCGCGGCUGGAUCGAAGAGUGCUCGAAGACCGCGGCGCUGGUUCGUCGUGCCAUUCUUCGGCGCCUGCUCCUCGCCUGGCGCAUCGUGCGGUGCUAA
Symbiodinium natans is the source of this 378-nucleotide messenger RNA. The record is from the annotation of a GenBank genome assembly. Lineage: Eukaryota; Dinophyceae; Suessiales; Symbiodiniaceae.